AUGAUUUCAGCUCUAGCAUUUGCGUUUCUCCUCUGCCUCUCCUGUCCUUUUUCAUCGUGUCAGCAGAGAAGAAUAGGAGGUGAAUUUGGGCCAGAAAUGCUGGAAGAGAUGAGAGAAACUAACCGUGUGCUGAUGGAAGUUCGCGAUUUGCUGAAACAGCAGAUUAAGGAGAUAACAUUCCUGAAGAAUACAGUCAUGGAGUGUGAUGCCUGUGGCAUGCGCACCACUGAGGUGACGGGCCCCGUCAUCACCGUGACACAGUUUAACAGAUGCCUCCCAAACCCCUGCUUCCCUGGAGUGGCCUGCACUGAGACCAGCACUGGCUUCCGCUGCGGACCCUGUCCCCCGGGUUAUUCCGGCAACGGGUCCCAGUGCACGGACAUCAAUGAGUGCAACGCGAACCCCUGCUUCCCGAAGGUCCAGUGCAUUAACACCGCCCCCGGGUUCCGCUGCGAUCCGUGCCCUCCCGGCUUCACGGGGCAGAUGGUCGAAGGGGUUGGGCUAGCUUACGCCAGGGCCAACAAACAGAAAUUGUGUAUUUGCACUGACAUCAACGAAUGUGAGACAGGCGCCGCCAGAAAUUGUGUCCCAAACUCCAUCUGCAUCAAUACACGGGGAUCCUACAAGUGCGGGGCUUGUAAACCCGGCUUUGUUGGGGAUCAAGUCACCGGCUGCAAGAGCCAGACAGUGAGACGCUGCCCCAACGGGGAGAUCAGUCCGUGCCAUGAGAAAGCACAGUGCAUCGUGGAGCGCGACGGGUCCCUCUCCUGCGUGUGCCUCGUGGGGUGGGCAGGGAACGGCUACGUCUGUGGGAAGGAUACGGACAUCGACGGAGUCCCUGACGAGAAGCAACGCUGCUCUGACAAAAAAUGCCGCAAGGAUAACUGCGUGACCGUCCCCAACUCUGGCCAGGAGGAUGCGGACAGGGAUGGAAUUGGAGAUGCUUGCGACGAUGAUGCUGACGGAGACGGGAUAUUAAACGCUGAGGACAACUGCGUGUACACGCGCAACGCAGACCAGCGCAACGCGGACAAGGACAACUUCGGUGACGCCUGUGACAACUGUCGCCAAGUGAAGAACAAUGAUCAACGGGACAUCGACGGUGACGGGAAGGGAGACGAGUGUGACGAUGACAUGGAUGGAGAUGGGAUCAGAAACCCAACGGACAACUGUAAACGGGUCCCUAACCCUGACCAGAGAGACGGCGACGGUGAUGGAGUAGGAGACGUGUGUGACAGCUGCCCGACAGUCAGUAACCCAGACCAGAAAGAUACGGAUCAUGACCUAGUGGGAGAUGUCUGCGACACCAACCAGGACAGCGAUGGGGACGGCCACCAAGAUUCCCGGGACAACUGCCCCACAGUGCCCAACAGCUCCCAGGUGGACACGGACAACGACGGGCUGGGGGAUGAAUGCGACGACGACGACGACGACGAUGGGAUUCCAGAUGAGAAACCUCCGGGCCCCGACAACUGUCGGCUUGUCCCUAACCCUGGCCAAGAAGACUCGGACGGUGACGGAGUGGGAAACCUUUGCGAAGACGACUUCGACAGAGACAUGGUGAUCGACAGGAUCGACGUGUGCCCCGAGAACGCAGAAGUGACGCUCACCGACUUCAGGGCCUUCCAGACGGUUGUCCUGGACCCUGAAGGUGACGCACAGAUCGACCCCAACUGGAUUGUCCUCAACCAGGGCAUGGAGAUCGUGCAGACCAUGAACAGCGAUCCUGGCCUGGCUGUAGGUUACACGGCAUUCAACGGAGUGGAUUUCGAGGGCACAUUCCAUGUCAACACUGCCACGGAUGACGAUUACGCUGGCUUCAUAUUUGGCUACCAGGACAGUUCCAGCUUUUACGUGGUCAUGUGGAAGCAGAUGGAGCAGACCUACUGGCAGGCCAACCCCUUCCGAGCAGUAGCAGAACCCGGAAUUCAGUUAAAGGCGGUGAAAUCCAAGACAGGCCCGGGAGAGUACCUCCGCAAUUCCCUCUGGCACACCGGGGACACCACGGACCAGGUCAAGCUGCUGUGGAAAGACCCUCGCAACUCGGGCUGGAAGGACAAGACCUCUUACCGCUGGUUCCUGCAGCACCGGCCUCAGGUGGGAUACAUCAGGUAA
Molecule: messenger RNA, 2115 nt
Organism: Eurypyga helias (sunbittern)
Lineage: Eukaryota; Metazoa; Chordata; Aves; Eurypygiformes; Eurypygidae
Gene: COMP
Product: cartilage oligomeric matrix protein
Exons: 17
Coding region: 1-2115 (704 amino acids)
Biological process (GO): cell adhesion
Cellular component (GO): extracellular region
Molecular function (GO): calcium ion binding
Source: RefSeq, a predicted model, not a curated record